GUUCUUAGUGGGAUACAGUUUCCGAUUUCCACAUGCCUCAUUCACACUGUCAGGAAAUCUCCAUUCAGUGUCAGAGUUUAGCUGAUCAACACUGCACACAGUGUCUGCAGUUAAUCAACUUUGGCUCCUCUGUAUUUACUGCCAAAAGCUGUUGUGUUUGUCUCAGAAUGCUUUAACAUCCAGUGUUAGUGUGCUAAUGCCUGCCUCAUGCUGUUGGCAUGGGCAGUAAUUGGGCAGAGAGCCCUACAGGUCUGUAACACAAAGCAACAGGGAUUAUAUGCUGUGUCAGGCUUUUUUUUCUUCUUCUUAGUUUAUGCAUGGUCUGGAUAGUAAUAUCAUGCUUCACAGAGUUUGAUCUUGACUUGGUUUGAUCCAAUAAUAUGUGUUAACACCUUUACUGUUGAGGACGAUAUACCACCACCGACCACUAAGCCAAGAUCCGGUGGACGUCUUUGAUUUCUGAGCCUCACCUUACAGCAUGUAAUGUUAUGAUCAUAAAGACUGAUGCUUUAGCAACAAAUUCCUGAAGUCAACAAUGUACGCAACGAGCUGUAAAUGUGUUUGCAACAAUGAGAAGUGUGUUUGGACAGGACCAACAGAAGAGCUUUGCCAUGUGCUGAAGGGACAAUAUUUCUGAUCCAGAAAUGUCCACCGAGGCUGUGCACACAGUGCCGCCGGUUGCCGUGACUACGGAUGACGUGACGUACAUGGUGCCGGCAUGGAACACGACGCCGUGGGACCCGCGGCUGGCAGACAGAUGUGACCACAUCAGCACCAACUACAACAUCAUCCCAGCAAUCAUCUGUGUCAUGUGUUUCGUAUUUGGCAUUCUAUACACUUUCUUUGGUUACCGCUUCUUCAAAGCUGUGAUGUUCAUGACCGGAUUUAUAUUUGGAUCGGUGCUGGUCUACAUGAUCUGCCUGGAGGAGGAGAUUCUGCCCCCCGAGGGCAAUGCUGGGGUGGCCAUCGGAGCUGGGAUUCUGUGCGGACUCAUCACAAUGCUAGUGCAAUACGUCGGACUCUUCCUCACCGGGUUCCAUCUCGGCGUCGCCAUCGGUGCCGGGGUUCUUAUCAUUCUGGAACAGUACAUGCAUCCGUCCACCAAGUGGAUCCCCAUCGGAAUCAUGGUCGGGAUCGGGAUUUUCCUUGCCGUCCUUAUUUUAAAACUACAGAAAAGCUUGACUAUUCUCGGGACCAGUAUAUUUGGAGGAGGCCUCAUGGUGGCCUUUUUAGACUAUUUCAUAGAGAGGUUCAUUAUGGUACUAUAUGUGUGGGACCGAAUCAAGGGAGAGUACUCUGAGCCAGUGUGUUGGUACAGCUGGAUUAUCUUGGGGUGCUGGCCGUUUUGUUUUCUUGUUGGAUCGGUGACUCAGUGGAGAAUUACUGGACAAGGUGUUGAUCACAGAGAAGCAUUACAUGGCAACCGCACUAAAAGGGUGGACCUGAAACGUCUGCGGAUGAGAGAGCGCCGAGACGCCCAGCACUCGAGAUAUCGUCACUUGUACCAAGUGAGACGAGUCAACGGCGACGUCAUCUCACAGAGUUACAUCCAGAGCGUACAACACAAACUGUCUCCUGCUCUACGCAGCCUUACAGCACAACAGACGGCCGACCUGGAGAGUGCCAACACAACACUCACGCAGGUGCCUUGAUAGCAAGCAUGCAGUCACGCACAGACCGCAACAUCAUCUGUUAGCAUCUCUCAUCGGGUGGAGUAACAAUGUGGUACACGUAGCACCAGCUGACAAAAGCAUCGACUGUGUUACAUAUCAUUGGUAGCAACUGAGUUACAUAUCAUUGAUAACAACUGAGUUAGAGGUAACGACAGCCAUCAAGUGGAAUAAUACUAUGGGACAUACAGUCGAUCUACAAAAGUAUUGAUGGUGUUUACAUAUCAUAUGUAGAAAAUGACUAAUGUAGAAAACAGCAGCAGAUGCCUUCAUCAUUGGGAAUGAUUUUCUGGUAUGCUCUGCGGGGAUGAAAAACCUCAUGUGGAGAAUUCCUGAAUUACAGAUCUUGGUGCCAAGCAAAAAUGGUCCCUGUCCUCAUUCUAUGAUGAAAAGCACACGGUAAAAUCCUACCUUUUAAGACUGCAAAAUAAUCUACAGGGUGUUGGGGUUUUUUCACAGUCAUUCUCAUUCUUGACUUCACAUGAAUAGCUACAAAAAGCAAUAUGUUACAUAUCAACUAGUGAGAUAAUGAAAGUAGACUUAUUUGGUAACAUCUAUCAAAGCUUAAGAUGUGGAGCACGAGAAAUAUUGGAUUUGAUUUGAUUUGAACUUUUAUAACAUGUCCCUGUACCACUAAGGUUUCAGGCAUGUUCAUCCCGGGUCCUGUCUCUGGAUAGCCAGGGAAAUAUCGGAAAGGCAUUUUGAAAUUUUUAUUUUUAUUUUCGGAUUUCAACCUUUCUGUUUUUUCAUAUGCUCAGACGGAUGCCAGUGGCUCCGAUAAAUGCUGCUGUAUGUUAUUGGUUCCCUAUAGGAAUGAAGAGUUUUUUCCUCCAAUGUUUCGGACUAGAAUAAAGAGUUAACAUCUUUGUAUUGUCUAGGUUAGUGAUGAUGCUUUUAAAAUUUGGGAAUUGAUCAUCUGGAGAAGAAACCUACAUUUCUUGGAGACAUUUUUCUCACUGACGGUGGAUGAAUUAUACAUAUCACUUCUGUGUUCACAGCUUCACUGUGUGACAUCAACAUGCAUGAUGGCUCAGGUUGAAUAGGGUGACUGUGUCUUUCAUCAAGCUACGUACAUCUAGUUUGGCUAGUCACAUGAAAUAUCAGCAUGCUAGAGCUACGUGGAUUGACAGGUUUCAGGCAGACCCAUUGGCUCGUACUUUCUCAACAUAUCACUGAUCACAGACACAGGUCAUUGAAGACAGUUAACAAAAUAUGUGAUGUUCAUAAAAAUUUGUUAUUUUGGUGGUAAACAGACAUGUAGAAUAGAUCUCAAAGUCGUAUUAUUAAGUAAUUUAGAAUAAGAAGUACAAACUUCAAUGAAACGUGCUGUGGCUACCCAGACGUAUUGAAGCAACAUUUAUUUAUUUUAUGAAGCAUGGAUGUUUAGGAUGUGCAGAGAUGUUUAUUGUGUCUUUAAAGGGAUCUUUUCGACCUAUUCUUCUACCAACUAGGGUAUGUGCUGUCCUUUCUGUGGGAAAGUGCUUGUAAAAUGUCCCUUGCCACUCCUAUGUAACCCUAUGUAGCAGUAGCAGGUAUCCUCGCACAAUUACAACCAAGUGUAGAAUGUCGAAAUAACUAUGUUAAACACCAAGUAGCUGUAGUUUAAAAAUGUUAAACAAAUAUUUUUCCUUUCCUUUUUCUUUUGAACAGUUGACUUUUAAAAAAAAAAAAAACAUUUUAACAAUAUUUGUUUCCAUCAAUUCAGUGGUUGAGAUUAACCAGUAUGUGACACCUGUGUUACAACCUCUCUGUGUAUUUUAGUAGUAAAUGACGAUUUUCUAACCUAAAUAACCAUAGGAUGAAGAAAAGAUAUAAAAGUGUAGCAACACCACUAUGCAUGCAGGUACACGUGUAUGCCAGGUGAUCUAAUCCAUUGUGGUAUGUUUUAGAAUGGUGCUGAUUUUUAGACAAUAAACCAUAAAAUAUUCAUACCAUGCCAUCAUGAGUAGAUUGAUUGAAUUGAAGUGUCGACAAUUUUCACAUUUUUAAAUAGUCUUGCUAUUGAUCUGGGACAGUUUGGUGCAGUGUUUCAUAAUGGCUUCUUCAGAAAACCAGAGCAGUUUAGUUGAUAUUUAGACUGUCAAAUAAUGAUACAAAUUCCAUUCUUGUAAAUGACAUUUGUGAUAAAACCAAGAUACUUAUUAUUACCAUACAUAGUGUAAAUGUUUUAUUGUUUUUCAUAACACAGUUUAUUUGUUCAGUGUUAAUCUUGCUGACAAAUGUAAGCAAAAACAUAGUUUUGAAUUGUUUUACAAUGUAGUUAACCAAAAUACUUACCUUUGUACAUGUAUGUAGUUAUAAAUUCAUGUAUGAUUCCAGCAUUGCCAACAUUUGUUGUUUCUUAUAAUAAAAUGAAACUCAAGAUGACUAAUGACCUAAAUCUGAAAUGGAUGCUGUUUAUGUAAAUAUUACUAGGUACUGUCCAACCUGUGUCAAACAGACAACAUGGGGAAUAUACAAAUUUUACACCAUGUACUUAAUACAGAUUACUUAGAUUAACAGGCUAAUGACGUAGGUUAUCAGCUCUAUCCUGUGCGUGCGGGAUGUAGCCAAGUGGUAAAAAGCUUGCCUGAUGUGUGGUCGGUCUAGGAUCGAUCCCCGUCGGUGGGCCCAUUAGGUUAUUUUCUGUCCUUAUGCACUACGACUGGUAUAUCAAAGGCUG
Molecule: messenger RNA, 4332 nt
Organism: Gigantopelta aegis
Lineage: Eukaryota; Metazoa; Mollusca; Gastropoda; Neomphalida; Peltospiridae
Product: transmembrane protein 198-like
Exons: 5
Coding region: 645-1652 (335 amino acids)
Cellular component (GO): plasma membrane
Source: RefSeq, a predicted model, not a curated record